Leucoraja erinaceus (little skate) is the source of this 3374-nucleotide messenger RNA. RefSeq names its product collagen alpha-1(II) chain-like. The coding region runs from base 1363 to 3252 and encodes 629 amino acids. The record is from RefSeq and is a predicted model, not a curated record. Lineage: Eukaryota; Metazoa; Chordata; Chondrichthyes; Rajiformes; Rajidae. The transcript is spliced from 4 exons.
CGUGCAGUUUUGGUCACCAAAUUUGAGGAAGGACAUUUUUGCUAUUGAGAGAGUGCAGUGUGGGUUCACGAGGUUAAAGGGGUGUUGGGACUCUCAUAUGUUGAUAGAGUGGAGUGGGUGAGAGGUGUUCUUAUUGAAACAUAUAAGAUUAUUAAGGGUUUGGACACGCUAGAGGCAGGAAACAUAUUUUUGAUGUUGGGGGAGUUCAGAACCAGGGGCCACAGUUUAAGAAUAAGGGUUAAGCCAUUUAGAAGGGAGAUGAGGAAAUAUUUUUUCACACAGAGAGUUGUGAGCCUGUGGAAUUCUCUGCCUCAGGUGGAGGCCGGUUCUCUGGAUGCGUUCAAGAGAGAGUUAGAUAGAGCUCUUAAAAAUAGCGGAGUCAAGGGAUAUGGCGAGGAAGCAGGAACAGAGUACUGAUUGUGGAUGAUCAGCCAUGAUCACAUUGAAUGGCGGUGCUGGCUCGAAGGGCCGAAUGGCCUACUCGUGCACCUAUUGUUUAUUUCAGUACAAGCCAAUUUUAUAUUUUAUCUUUCUCACCCUGAAUCUGGUGUUCUAACCAGCCAUACGCUACAGCCGUCAUCACUCUUCUUGAAGUGGCGCACUUUACAGAUCCUCCAUAGACGCUGUCUGACUUGCUUAAGGCAGAAGACAAAGGAUACAAGUAAUUAGUUAAUAUUCACAAUGGAGGGUGGUAGACAAUGGAAUUGGCCGGAAUCAGUACAAAGAUCGCCGCGCUCUCUUCUCUGUGUAACUUGGACACAAGCACGUCGGAUAAAAUCUCCAAAUUGGGGAUGACACAAAACGUGGAAGAUAGAAUGCAGGAGGACAAGACUGGCGUUAGACAUCGUUCUCUCUUCAUCUGCGACCGGGCGUCAUGCUGCGUCAAACGUAAUCUUCUCCCUCUGGGACAAGGCGUUCACUCUCCCUCCGGGACCUGGCGUGACGGUUCCGUUAAACACAAAGCAGUGAUUGGAAUCUCGAAUCCCGGCCCCUCGCACACUCUGACCUCACGGGGAAGGUAUUGUAGAUCUUGGGCCGUCAUCCUGUGACCUCACAGAGCUCUCGCCCCCCUCACACCAGCCGGAGGGUAAACAUCAUGGAAGGCGCUAAGGACUGGAUGAUGCCAGAUCCUCUGCUCACCUUCACCUGAAGAACCACUGAGAAUCAGAACGCAGGUGGUCUGACACACGGUUGGACCAGGCUGUAGAGAGGAGGUGACACAGCCGAAGGGGAGGGUGAGGGGGUCGAAGAGGUAAAGUUGGAGGAGAGGAAGGAGCGCAAAAGCCGGACGAUCAUUUUCCACUGGAACCAGGAGAGCGUGGCCUAACGGACGAGUGUGUUGAGAUACCAUGCCCCGGCAACAUGAAACCGAGCAGGAACAAUUCCUCGAGAAGAUCUCUUGUGCAUCAACCUAUAUCUUCUUCCUUCAAUCGCUUCUGCCUGAACCUCCGCCGUUGCAAAAGCUACUUCUGGGACUCCGAUAGCUUCGAGGACGCCGAAUCUUGCUGCCAGACGGAAUCCCCCCAUUGUAGCCGUCCUUGCUCCAGGAACUGGUUCUCCUGUAUUCUUCCAGAGUAUUCGUCGGUGGCCAAACAGCAGCCAAAGCAAUUCAUCUCCAGGGGUACCCUGACAAGCAUUGAUCUCCAUGAAACCUCUCUGGAUCCUCAGAUUGCUCCAGAAAAUGCGUAUACUUUGAGUGGCCCUGGGAUCUCUCAGACUCGGGAGCCAGUCCGCACAGGAACCGGGCCGCGAGUUACAAUCGGAGGCCCUUCGGUGACCGCCGGCCCGUGUCUGCCCUCGGGAGGGCACAAGAGCCGCGUUUGGCCGCAGAACUCGCCCGUUGCCUCUACUGCCCCACGGCCCGGUGGACCUGUGGGCAGCCGCCCGGUCCAGCGCCCGAGAGUGCUCACCAGCGUGGUGCUGCUAGAGUCCAGGGGCCCCGACAGACUCAUCCUCAUCCUGACGCUCAUCACCAUCUGCUACGGGAGCCGAGCCUCGGGCCGCGGGAGGCCCGGCAGCUCCGGGCGGGCGUGGUCAGAUGUCCGGCCUGGUCCGGCGUCCUGCAGCCCCCCGAGCGCCUCCGAGACCCGUCCAUCUCCCUCUCCUCACGGGGCCUUCACUUGGACCCAGUCCCCGGGCUGCGCCCACGCCGAGGGCCGGGGGGAGACCGAGCUACCUCCCGCUCCAACCCGGCCAAUGUCCCGCCCGCAGGGGGAGGGCGAGGGUGAGGGCCGGCACCUGGUCGGUGGGGAGCGGCCGAGCCUCCCUCAUGACCCGGAGCAGGGCGGGGACCUUUGCCCGUCCCUCCACGACUCUCACCGGGAGCCGGGAACUCCAGUUCCCUUCGCGCUCACGUCUCCCAGCGGCUCGGGGUCGCAUUUCACUCAGGACGGUCCGACCUUCACUGCCCUCCCGUUCCAGAGGGGCCUCGCUGGGGGACAAGCCGCGGGCUCGAGCCUCGGGGAGGACGAUUCGAUUCUCGGCGCUGCCUCUGGAGAGGACGGCGACCUCGGGGAGGAUCCCUCUGCCGGUCAGUGCGGGCCGGUGGAGGGCGGGGUCCCUAGUUAUCCUCCCGUCGAAGGAUCCUCCGCCCACAGCGGCCGGGGCGAGGCUGGUUGGAGGAUGGAGCCGUGGGAUGAGGAGCCGGAGGCCGAGUCCAGCGUCUCCUCCAGCCCUCGACCGUCUCGGCCGGCGGCAGAGCAAGCGGAUGCCGCUGCGCCCUGCGAGGCCCAGGGCAUUUCGACCGAGAUGAGCGGCAGCGAGAGGGGUGGUGGGUUGGUGCCCGAGUCCCAGUUGCCGGGGCUCCGCGGCCUGGCUGCAGCCGAGGGUUGGAGCGGGGCCUUCAACACCUCGCUCUGGGUCUUCCAGCACUUCCAGGACCUGCCCCGGGAACUCAGGCGGCCGCACCCCGGCCUCUUGCUCUUUCAGGCCAGAAUGGAGCAGGGCCCCGAGGGCGCCGUGCAGGGCCCGGGGCGGAUCGGCCCCGCCAGCCCGAGCCGCAGCCGCCCUCCCCGCGUCGCGCCGCCUCCCCACCUGGAGAUGCAGGCCGAGGAGAAGGCGCUGCUGGAGCUGCUGACCAGCCAGGCCUCUCCUCCGGCCUCCGUGCCCGACAGCCAGCUGGUCUCCGUCCCUCCCACCGACCGCGAGUACUGGGCGACCUUCUACUUCGGCGGCGGCGUGGAGGCUGCGCGCCGUCUGCUCCGGGAGCGGGGGCUCAAGGCUGCGGGGCCGAGGUGGGGGUCGCCUAACUGAGGCCCGGUGUCAGCGCCAGUCCCCUGCGGCCCCGUCUGACAGCAGGAGUGUGGCCGUGUUAUAAUGCGGAGCUGGUGAGGGGAGGGGGGUGUUCCCUAACGACCAUUAAACGAAUUGCAUCG